Molecule: messenger RNA, 1582 nt
Organism: Closterium sp. NIES-67
Lineage: Eukaryota; Viridiplantae; Streptophyta; Zygnematophyceae; Desmidiales; Closteriaceae
Source: the annotation of a GenBank genome assembly
UAGCCACGCUGGUAGUUAAGAGAAAACGCCUAGAUUUUCUCAAACGAUCAGUUUCGUGGGGGGUAGUAGGCAGCGUGCAGGUUUAGAACGAGCAGCAGCUUGUGCGACUCCGAGUUGCUGCCUUUUCCGCUUCAGCUCGCAGCUGCUGAGGCUUGAACAUCCGACAAAGCCCCGAGAUCAGCUGCCUCAGGAGGAGCCAUUUCGCUUCGUCCUUGAAGUAUUUCUCGCUUUUAUUCGCAGACCCCCGUCUCCCCUCUUCAGCCGCUCUUCGCGGGGGAAUAGUCGACUCGCGUUCUCUUUUUAAAUCGGCGGGAACACUGCGGCUUGCAGAGAGGCCAUGACGAUCCAGACGUGCGCGCGCUUUUAUUCCCUCGCCAUUGGCAUACUCCUCGCAUGCGUCGCGAUCUCAGGCAGUUUGGGAGUGGUGGCAGCACGGCCGUCUCUCCGUUGGCGCUCACCGCUGAACGUGUCAAGCGUGUUCAACGCUGCCAAGUUCGGCGCGAGCAAUCAGAGCAAGAGCAGCGGGUUCAUCGGCCUGCCGUACAGGGAGGUGUACGCCAAGCUGACAGGCAGGGCCGUUCCAGGUUCGAAAGGAGACAAGCAGGCCCACGGAUGGCUCGACAUCAACGUCUACAAGUGGAACAACGAGUACAACGUUCGUUUCUUCACCUCGACCCUGGGCCUGUCGCGAAACGAGGUGCCCACCUCAGUCACCCUCCACAGGGGCAACCCCAAACGCGACGGCACAAGUGACACCAACCUGGUUCUCUCUUUCGACUCGCUACAAGCAGCCUCGGGUGAACAUACAGGUGGCAGCUCUGCUGCGUCGACCCUUACGUUUCCGUGGUUGGCUGUUGACCCCACGCCCCUGCAGCGGUUACGCGGUUACAAUGGGCAUGGGUUUAUGCAGGAAGGCACAGUGUGGAAGGCACGGGGUGUACAAGUUGACUCAACAGGCAAGUCACUGCGCAGGUUACUGGAUGAGCUUAUAAAGAGACCGGGGAAGUUCUACGGAGUGGUGAAAACACCCUCAUUCCCCGAUGGGGCUGUGCUUGGGCGGCUGCAAGGUUCGCUGGUUACAAAGUUGCUACACUGAGUCGCUACAUUGAGUAUGCACUGUAGUCCCUCGCAUUGUUCAGCACCGAGCCUAUGCAUUCCAGGGCCAAGCAUGCCAUCUUCCAUGCUCCAGCCGUUUUGGAGGCCUAGGCUUUUCCAAGCUGCUGUUGCUGUUGCUUCAACAGCAGCUGCUGCUGUUUGGAGUAAGUCAAAAGUGCCAUCAGCAUUGCGCAGAUUGGGUAUAUGACAGCCACCAUGCCAGGAUAUGCACGUUGCAACUGUCGAGAGACCCGCCGGGGUUACCCUUGAGAAGCUCCUAGGGGAAGGGCCUGGGGGGCUAUGGGUGCAUUGCCCCACUAUUAAUACCGUAACCAUUUUAAUCCAGUGGUUAGUGGCUGAAUUUUCGACAUGGUACCGUAUCAGAGCGUUGGUGACUCGGGUUCAAUUCCCAGUGCUAGCACUGUAGAGGCGCUCGUGUCCUCCGCCUAUCCCAGCGAGGGGGGGUGUCGAGAGACCCGCUAGGGUU